Labeo rohita (rohu) is the source of this 5713-nucleotide messenger RNA. Its product is annotated as F-box only protein 33. The coding region runs from base 149 to 1603 and encodes 484 amino acids. The record is from RefSeq and is a predicted model, not a curated record. The transcript is spliced from 4 exons. NCBI's taxonomy places the organism in Eukaryota, Metazoa, Chordata, Actinopteri, Cypriniformes, Cyprinidae. Gene Ontology annotation, molecular function: protein binding. Gene Ontology annotation, cellular component: SCF ubiquitin ligase complex. Gene Ontology annotation, biological process: SCF-dependent proteasomal ubiquitin-dependent protein catabolic process; positive regulation of protein ubiquitination.
AAGUGGACUGAUCCAGUAGUAUUGAAAGCAAAGCUUAUCGCGCAGUUGUUUGUUUUCACUCAGCGCAGUAGCAGGGCGGAGAGGAGAGGCACGGAGUUGUGUAACGGUUACGUUUUUAAUCUUCAUAGCAUCUUUCCAGCCUCUUGCCAUGGCUCUGUGCAGUAGCGUCGGAGCCUUGGCGUUACCCAGCGAGCUUAUCGUUCACAUCUUCUCCUUCCUGUCAGACCGAGACAAGCUCCGGGCCUCGGCCGUAUGCUCUCGCUGGAGGGAGUGUCUCUUCUACCCUGCGCUGUGGACGGAGCUCAAGCUGCGCGUCGGUGGCGGAUCCAACGGCGGCGGAUCUGGAUCAGAACAAACCCCGCGGUUAGAGUUCCUCAUGCGCAAGUUCGGCUCCUUCGUGCGGGAGCUGCAGCUGGAGUUCGCCCCGCUGGACGGCUACUUAAGCCCGCUGCAGCACGGAAUGGAAGCCGUCGAGAGCGACCCGCAGUUCGCGAAGGAUGCGAUGGUGACAUAUUUGGAUCAGGUGUUGUGUGUGCUCGGCAGUCUGCGUAAUAACAGAAACCUCCAGAAGCUGAGUCUCUAUGGGGACACAUGCAUUCUUCAGGAUGAUGGGAUUUUAGAUAGCUCUUACCUCAGCCAAGUCGACCAAGGGGGCAAGAAAAUGAAAGAGAUUCAGCAGCUCUUUGAAGAGAUCCUGUCCAAUAGCAGGCAGUUGAAGUGGUUGUCGUCUGCGUUCAUGCUAGGUGUGGUGACUCCCUGCUCUCUGGCCUCGCUUUCCAACCCCAGCACCAGCUCUCUCGAGCACCUCAGUCUGAUCGACAACCAGCUGCCCAGCCUGAUUUCCACCGUCGAACUGGAGAGGCUCACUAACCUGCGGUCUCUGUCGCUAGACUUCUGCGAUUUCACCUCAGACACGUGCCGUCUCCUCGCCGGCGGUGACCGAGCGCCCCUCCACCGCCUCUCCCUCUUGCUCAACGGCGCUGCUUUGGACGUCAAGCCUUUGGAUGGUACCGCAACCGAGGAUGAUUGGAAAGCCCUGGUCCGUCGCAGCACCAACCUGCGUGUCUACAUCAUGGCGAUGGAUGUGUGUAGCCAGGAUCUUCUGCGUGUGCUGAAGCCUAGCGUGCCACUGGAGCGGAUCCAUCUGGACAGCUACAGCACACUGGUGACGGAUGGGGUCGUGGAGCUCAUCUCGCAGCAGUACCACAAAACCCUCAGCCACUUCAUCUUGAUGAGAGACGACGCUGGAUUCCCAGACCUCAGCGUCAACCGCAACGAGGACCCGCUGGUUCUCCUUGCCUGGCGGUGUGUGCACCUCGCUGUCUUGAUCAUCCAUGGCUACACUGUGUGGUCGCACAACCUGGUGGCCAUCUCUCGCCUGCGUGGGUCCAACCUCAAAGUCCUGGAGGUGUCCGAAGAGAGCAUUGACUUUGACCCAGACCAGUCGGUGUACAUGGAGGGCGACCCCGUCCACAAUCUAGUCAAGGAGGUGUCCCUGGGCUUGGGCCGCGUCUGGCAUCCCUCCAUGGACAACAGUGUGGUCCUGAACGAACCCACUCAGCACUUCCACCGCGAGAUGCAGAGUUUCAGCGCGGGCAUGUAGACGCACCACGGGCCCCGUUACCAAACGCCCUCUCUAACCCUGUGCUUGGUGAUCUUUCACUAAAUGGGCCCUUCUCAUUUUACACAUUGUUUUUUCCUUUUGCUUUUUGAUUUUGUUUUUGUUUAUUCUUGUAGUGUGAAUUUAAUCCUUUAUAUGUGCUGUGUUUAAUCAGUAUUAGCUCUAUAUUUAUAUCUAUAUCUAUAUAUCCUGCUUAUUACUAGGAAAGUAGAGUUGGGUAUUGGUUUAGUAGCUAAUGGAGUGAAUGGUAGAGAGGGGCUUUUAUACAGCUAGCUUACAAGUUGUACAGUGAGUUGUUCAUUCUCUCGCUUUGUCUGUUUGUUGGUUUCCCCCUAGAAAGUGUGGAGUUACCUCAAACUAUCAGUUGAUCCUUCUUGGCUUCUGCAACGACGAAAUCCCACAUUGACGUUGACCUUUUUAUAGGGAGAUUAGUCUUCCAGCCAAGGGAUAGGACUGAUCCACAGCAGUUACGACCCUUCCUCUUUGUUCCUCAGUAUGUAAUUGCGAUUCAGAGACGAGGAUUGGUGGAAACGACGUGUUCGGGACGCAGAUCCCGCUGGUUUUUCUCAACCUGGAAGUAGACGCGCCUCUGCUGGUGAAACCAAUCGUAGAGGUUCUCAGUCUGGUGUAUGACACCUGCAUGCUGACCGCCCUGCAGCACAAUAUCUGGGCCCAGCCAUAGGUGUUUUGUUCUUUUUCUUGUUUUCUUGUGUGUGUUGUUGUUGUUUUAAGAAGUCCUUCCCGUCUGUCUCAGGUAGGCAAAUAUUAUAUGACAAGGAAGAUGAAGAUGAAGGUUAUGAUAUUUUGGUAAGAGUGAAAACAAUCAGCUGUUCCGUCAGUUUUAAUUGUUCUUCUUGAGUCACAGUUGCCUUGAACUCCCCCCUUACUUCUUCAUAAUCAAUGUGUUUAUGGCCUCGGGCUCGGUCGGUUGGGAGUUUACGUUGUCGUAAUUCCCUACCAAGGUGCGUCAACUUCAGAGCGCAUCCAGGCCGUGGUAUUUCAUCUGUAAAGCAUUAGUUGGCGGGAGACAGACGUUUGCUUGUUCCAUAUCUCAGGAUUCCUGCACUUGCGGUACUUUUCCAGUCGAAAGCUUUUGUUGAAGCUUUGUUCAAAGGGUUGGCGUGCUCGAAGGGCAAGACUUUGUAGUGUUUUUGGAGGAAAGAGAGCUCUUCCAAAAGAAGUUGCUGGUUUUAUUUUUUCUUCCUGUGUCUAAUUUCCCUAGUUUAGCAAGGUGUUGUUUGCUUUUACAUAUAUUGCUCUUUUGUUUUAAAAAAUCAUAGUCGAAGGAGGUCGUGAAUGCUUGCAUAGCUGAAAAAAAAGUGAAUGUCUAAACUAAAGCCUUCUUGAAAGCGGCAGCGUUUUUGCUUUUUGCAGAAUCCCCUUUCAUGAGCAUAUCUUUUUGAAUAACGAAGCAGAACCGUUAAGUUGCCUCGCUAACCGUUACUCUGUCAGGCCUCAGAACUUCCUGUUAUUUGGCGGUAUCGACUACCGAAGCCAAACCAGGUUUGAAAUGGAAGCCAUUACCCCAAUCUUCCUGGAAGAUCUGCGCUUAUGACAAAACCAACGUAGAGCCAAAGCAAACCUUCGCGGCAUGAAACUAUCUUUAUAUGCAAAGUGAGGGGCAGUUUAGCUUAUGAUCUUGUUUGUGGUCCAAAAAAGGUUUGAAGCAGUUAACCAAUGAGGUCGAACAACUCUUGGCACAUGCACGAAGAGUUGACGUAGUUCGACAUUUUAUAAAUGCGAAGCGGAGAUCCAACUUGACUACAUUUUGACAAGUUUACAACCUAUUGCGGUACCCAUGUCAACAUUGGUGAAAACGGCAGAUUUUGGUGGUUGGCGGCACAGGAGGCAAAAAGGAUGUAAAAUCUGUUCAGUUCACUCCCUUUUUGAAUAAACCACAGACUAAAAAUGCCGUUUUCAGGUGCGUUGACAUGGGUGCCAAACAUGCUGUAAUGAAUAUGUCGGAAUGCUCUUAAUCGUGUGCCAGUAGUGGGAUUCUGUGUUUUUUAUUAGUUCAUUUCAACUUCAAAUAAGUGUGUUCUUAAUUCGGAGCUUUUACAUCGGUUUUGGCGCGAGUUGGAGAACGACAGCGUACGACACGUUACAAACUGCUAAAGCAUUCAUACCGUGCCUAAAACCCAGAAUAGCUUUCAUUUCAAACCCGCGUCACCGUACGUUCCCGGUCGACCAAGCGUUACAAAGACAUAGCAUCAGUGUUUUCGUCUCGUUUUUCUUUGCAAUGUGUGAGUGAGUGUGUCGUGUAAACGUUCAAAAAGUGCAUCCAUCAGAGAAGGAGGUGUGUGUCAGUACAAAGCGUACCACUUCCUCAGCAGUGAACAGGAAACAGCCAUUCUCAGGGUUACUGUUAGACGUGUGGAGGAAACAAAACGGAGUCCAAUAGCUCAGGCCUCUCACCAUGAAAGUUUCCAUUAAUGAAGAAUCUUCUGAACAAAGUCACUGGAUAUAACUUCUGUCAGCGCAUCAUCUGCGUCAGCUGCCAAAGAUAAUGGUGAUACGACUCUUUUUUUUCGAAGUGCCCGCAUGCUGGCAGAGGGCAGGGCCAAUGGCUGAUGGGCCGAGAUGUACUACUACUAUCGUAUUACGACAACUACUAUUAGAUAAAUGUACUAAUGGUUGGACUUGGUUGCGGUGGUCCACAGCUGUGCUGUGGCUUUGGUCAACAUACGUUAGAUCUCUCUUACAAUGCACCUGUUUCACUGUGAAGAGUGAAUGUAAUUUAACUAUUGAAAAUCAAGGUUGGUUCUAUCAGACCUAUAAGCUGCUAUGAGACGUGUUAGGAACAUUCCACUGGGGAGUUAAAAACAAACUAAAAUGGCCAAAUGUCUGCAUGAGAUGAUUAUUUUUUUACUCUUUUAUUCUGUUCUGUUUCGGUUCGGGCAGGGGCGGGAUCCUGGAAUCAGCGUUCGACUGGUCCUACGAUGAAAUUCUUGAGCCAUUUGAGAGCGAGCGUAGGUUUUUAUUCGCGAUCGAUGCGACCAGUCGGUUGUUACAACUCAGUUGGAUCCCUUUGUUUUUUUUGUUUUUUUUCUUUCAGAAACGUUAUAUGCAUUUCACAAUCUCGUAGUAGGGAGAAAGAGGGCUGCUUUGACCCCAUCUGAGACGGUCAGUGUUUUACAGCUUUUGUUUUUCUGACAGCUACCUUACCUAUUAUCAACCUCACGCCAGCCUUUGGUAAAAACGAACAGUCCGAGCAGGUCCAAGCUCAACACGGGCCUCUCUUCCUCUUUCUCUGGUCGGCUUGCGUUAACGGCAAAGUCAAAAAAACUAUGCAAACGGAAUGCAUACGAUCCAAUGGCUCUUAACUUUGUUUUUUUUUCUUUCUUUUGGUUUUUCCUUUUAUUUCUGUCACUCAAAUGGAAAUAACCUAACUUGCAAUGAUACUUGGCCUUAUUAUUGUUAUUAUUAUUGUUUUAAGAUCUUGAUUCUUCGGAAGCCAACUCAGUUUCAGGGGCGACCGUGGGUUACAGACAUGGUCUCUAUGAGACUGGCCAGAAGGCCCCAGUUAUAAGUGGUACGAAUGUUGUGCAUUUGUUUAAAAUCAGGACAGUUUGCAAUAAAGAAGUGGCCAUCAUGGGGCACCAGCAGUGCUAAGACCACGCUGCUACCUUAUAAACUUAACGGGGAGUUAAAUAAGAUAACACAAACAUGCAUAUGCGUAUAUAUAUCAGUGUAUAUACUGUUAUGCAACACAUGUCCGGGUUCUAUUUAUGAACAUUGAAAAAAAAAAAAAAAGUUUAUAAGCGUUGUUGUUUUGCAAAAAUGGUUUUACCAUCUUAAAUGUUUAAUAUUUGGGCAGGUGUGUUCUGUCUACUUUUUUGUCUCCGGUGAGCACAUAGCAUUGGAUUUUAUAUGUACAUCUGCAAACAGGAAGUACUCUGGCACAGGUGUGAACAUGCCAGGUGGGAAGAUUUUAAUGAGAAAAAGUGAUCUUGAGGUUCCACGAUAAAGAAGGAAAACCUUUGAAAAACUUAACUGACAGAUAUUGGGUAAACCAGCCGAAUGUUGAUUUGAAUUAAUGUUGAACGAAUGCAUUUUCUUUUAAUCGGUAAAAUAAAAGCAUAAAAAAAUCUA